AUGGCAACGCCCAACCCAGCACGACUGUCCGCCAUCGGUAGCAAGACGCUAACGCUCGCUAUGGAGAGACAGAGGUUGCUCUCCAUCUCUCCACCAAUCCAUUCACCGUUGAAGCCGGCUGGUGGUGCUUCUGGUGGCUCAACGAGUAUUGGACAAAUCACGAAAAACAUGACAACCCUACGGGACGGAAUCGUCGCGAUAGAGACUGCACAAGGAAGCAGUAAUCAGACGGAGUCUCUGAGAGAACAGUAUAAUAGUAUACUUGGUGUUCUUGGAGAGGAGGAGGUGGCUGCUGCCGGACUACCAAGCAUGCCACCUCCACCGCAAAAACCCGCGAAAUCGCUGCUACCAGCCCCGUCGUCGCCACCGCAGACUUCUUCUCCCUUCAGGGACGAUCCGGAGCAAUCCAAUGGGGACAUGUAUUUACAGCAAAAGCAAAUUAUGCAAGACCAAGACACCCAAUUAGAUACACUCUCGCACUCGAUAGGAAGACAACAUCACCUUUCUCUCCAGAUCAAUGAUGAGCUGGGAGACCAGGUUGGUUUGCUAGAUGGACUGGAUGAUGACCUUGAUAGGACUGGAAUGCGAUUGUCUAGGGCCCAGAGGACUUUGGACAGAGUGAGCAGAGGUACCAAGGACAAUUGCUCGGCUGUGACCAUCGCGAUUGUCAUCUAUCUUGUUAUACCUAUGGUUGUUCGAGUAUUCGGAUGCAAUAAUAUUGGAAUCAUGGCAUUCUCCUACUGGAAUCUGAGCUCAGACGAGCACUUUUUGCGCGAUCCCUACCAUUCAAAUAAGGCGAUGAGUAGAUUUUGGCUCAACCGAUUUCCCUGGCCAGACUGUGGCACACUCAGAGCUUUUAUCUACCCUGAGCAGAUGCGCUCUGCCAUGCGAACCUGCAUGGAUUCUCCUGCCGCGCUGCAACUCGGCAGCACGACCAUCCUGACAUGCUACUAA
Molecule: messenger RNA, 954 nt
Organism: Acaulospora colombiana
Lineage: Eukaryota; Fungi; Glomeromycota; Glomeromycetes; Diversisporales; Acaulosporaceae
Source: the annotation of a GenBank genome assembly